AUGGGGUCUAACCAGCAGAAGCACAAGCUCAUCAAUCCUCUCACGCGAUAUGAGGACUUCAAAUUUGAAUUGCCACCCAACACUUUCCCGAAGCAAGUUCUCCAGACCAGCUACAAGCAUCCGCCCGACUGCGGCGAGAAGAGCUAUGUCGCCAGCGGCCGCCUUAAGGGUCGGCAUGCGCUUGUCACAGGUGGGGACUCGGGAAUAGGACGGGCAGUAGUCAUCGCCUUUGCACGAGAGGGUGCUAAAGUUGCCAUCAGUUACCUGCCAGAAGAGGAGCCCGAUGCUGAAGCCCUGGCCGAUUUCCUGGCAAAGGACCCUCGUGUCGAGCAUGAGCUGAUCCGAAUUCCUGGAGACCUGAGCAGCCAGAACUUCUGUCACCAGCUCGUCAACACGGCUCACAGGAAGCUGGGAUCUCUGGACCUGAUCGUUAGUAACGCUGGUACCGUCGGUCCGGUGGGUGAGACUGUAGCGGAAAUGUCUCCAGAGACAUGGGACCACAUUAUGAAGGUCAAUCUCUAUGCAUUCUUCCACAUCAUCCAGGCUGCCGUGCCGCUAUUGCCUCCAGGGUCCUCCAUUGUUGUCACCGACUCGGUCGCGGGCCUGAUCUCAGUCCAGGGCUCUGUUGCUUACGCGGCCUCCAAGGCCGCGCUGCGGAGCCUGAUCAGCGGCGUGUCGGCCGAGGUCAUCAAGCAAGGCAUCCGCGUCAACGGAGUCGCGCCCGGCUACACGUACACGCCUCUUCUUGUCUUUGGCGGCCUGACUCUUGAGGAUCUCAACACACAGGUCCCCACGUUGGAGCCGAUUGGCAGGGUGCAGCAGCCGGCCGAGCUUGCGCCGGUUUCCAAUGGCACCACCAGACAGAGGUCUCUACUGGACCCAGAGAUGUCGAACUCACAGAUUCUUCUUUUUUCCCAGCCGCGUACAGGAUGUCACUUGCUGGAGCGCAUCCUUACGUCAAAGCAAGACAACGCACGGCUUCUGGCACACCCUGCGCAGCUGUCAGUUCAACCACUUACUAAAUGGACGGAGUCUGAUUCGUUUUUGGACGGGAUGCCGGAUGAUAUUCUGGUGGAAUACAAAGACCAUGUCGAACAGGGCAGCAUAAUCUGGGAAGAGACGCUGCAAAAUACGAAAGAAGAGGGCAAGAUUCUUUUCAUGCAUACGCAUCCCUUCUUUAUUAUUUCACCAGACCGCCUACUCGCUUCCGUCACUACCCCAGGAGCAUUUCAAACAGACGGCCGCAAAACAUCCCUUGUCCCGGAGAGCCUCCUCCUUCACCCAGGCACUAUACCGUUGUUCACGGUCCGUCAUCCAAUUCUCUACGUGCCAUCCGUGUUCCGCGCCCUUAAAAAGGCGGAAAUAGGGAGCACACGAGCUACCUUAAUGAUCGGGAGCAACCUCGGCUUCAGCCGCGAGAUAUACGACUGGUUCGUGGCAAACGGCGUCGAGCCGGUAGUCGCGGAAGCGGAUGAUUACAUGACAAGUGCGGAAUUCAGCUUGCGCCUCGCGGAAAAAGUUGGCCUUGACCCGGCGUCGGUGGCCGUCAGCUGGCCGAGAACGACGGAGGACGAGCAGAAGCUAAUGCACCCGACAUUGCUCCGCAUGCAGGAGUUGCUGGUCAAGUCUCAAGGCCUGGACCCGAGCCGUGCCGCCGGGAACGCGGAUUUUACAGAAGAGCGGACGCGUUGGAAAGAGGAAUUCAGUGAGGAGGAAGUCAAGUUGAUUGAAGAGAUAAUUGUUCAUGUAACGCCCCAUUACGAGUACUUGCAAGCGCGUCGUUUUAUACCUAGUAGCUAUAACUGA
Molecule: messenger RNA, 1806 nt
Organism: Diaporthe amygdali
Lineage: Eukaryota; Fungi; Ascomycota; Sordariomycetes; Diaporthales; Diaporthaceae
Product: 3-hydroxyacyldehydrogenase
Exons: 5
Coding region: 1-1806 (601 amino acids)
Molecular function (GO): oxidoreductase activity
Source: RefSeq, a predicted model, not a curated record